Petromyzon marinus (sea lamprey) is the source of this 8942-nucleotide messenger RNA. It is a transcript of the gene MON1A, whose product is annotated as MON1 vesicular trafficking associated A. The record is from RefSeq and is a predicted model, not a curated record. Gene Ontology annotation, cellular component: Mon1-Ccz1 complex. Gene Ontology annotation, biological process: vesicle-mediated transport; protein targeting to vacuole. NCBI's taxonomy places the organism in Eukaryota, Metazoa, Chordata, Hyperoartia, Petromyzontiformes, Petromyzontidae.
CUCUGCCCCGUGCCUCUGUGAAUCUCUGCCCCGUGCCUCUGUGAAUCUCUGCCCCGUGCCUCUGUGAACCUCUGCCCAGUGCCUUCCUCUGUAAAUCUCUGCCCCGUGCCUCUGUAACUCUCUGCCCCGUGCCUUCCUCUGUGAAUCUCUGCCCCGUGCCUCCCUCUGUGAAUCUCUGCCCAGUGCCUCCCUCUGUGAGUCUCUACCCCGUGCCUUCCUCUGUGAAUAUCUGCCCCGCGCGUGGCUUGAGUUGCGUGUUCACCGCGGUCUCUCGUGCAACGCGACACUUCGCCGGCGGGACCCCUCCCGCCCGUUGUUCGUCGCGGUCCCUCACCUCUCACCCCGCGUCGUCACCGUGCCGGGUCUGGCAGCGGCGGCAGUGUUGAGCGAUCGCUGCCGGUUUAAGUUGUUCAUUCAGCUAUGGCACUUGAAUAGCGCUAUCCCAGAGGGGAGAGAGGAGGGGAGGCGGACGAGUGCAACUUAGGUGGCACAGAGCCCAGCCUCGGCCCCGACUCGGGCACCUCCACACAUCCAGCUGCGUCGACUGCACCGGAGCCAAGGCCGUACCCACAUGGCCGUACCUCACAGUGGAGCCACGGUCUCUGGGCUCGCAGAGCGGCAUCUCCACUGAGGCCACUGCCGAUCUCGCGAAGCCACGGGCGGCGUGGAGCCGAGAGGACGGAGUGAGUCGGGGAGGCCCUGCGCUGAGACCAGGUGACGUUACCCCUAAGACGUGCUGCCCGCAGCGAUGGCGACUCUGCCACAGGGCAAUGGGCACGUCCCCGGCGAGGCCCCCGUGCCCUGCAUCUGCGUUGCGCUCACGAGUCCCCCUGUGCCCAACUGCGUGGCGCCCAGGUGUGCGAGGGGCGAUGACGCCCAUCUCGAGGAGGUCCCAGGUUUUGGCGAGAAGUGGGGAGAUGUUGACCCCCCGGGGGGUGACGCGGUAGCGAGCAGUGCGCCGCACUCACGAUCUCCGACCUCGCUGCCUGUGACCUCUGAGGGAGCCGUGCACCGGUCACACUGCACUGCUCAGGACGGGCGGGAGGAGGCGGAGGAGGCGGAGGACAUGGGGGUCCUCGCGGUGCCGCCCAGCUGCGCCGAGGGUCCCCCCGGCAGCCUGGCCCCUCCGGGCCCCGCAGACGGAAGCCCCAGCCGCUCGGAGAGCCCCGCUCCGGGCGCCAUGCAUCACGAGCGGAGCUCCAUGUUCCUCACCGUCAAGACGUACGCCGAUCUGCUGGGUUGCGACGAUCCCGGGGACGCGCAGCCCGGAGCGACCGCCGCCGGUGACGGCAGUGCCCGGCAACCACGCGACGCGGCGUCUGUCGCGGUGCGGCCGAUGGCGCCUCUCAGCGACCACACAGACGGCACGGUGGCGCGGCCCGAGGCGGGCGAUGCCGCCGCCGGUGACGACGACGAUGACGAGGAGGACGCGGGCAUCGUGAUGAGCCCCCACGACGCCGACUUCCUGUCGGAGUCGGACGCCUCGUCGGAGCGCGGCGCGGCCAAUGGCGCCGAGCCGGACUCGGCAGCGGCGGCGGCGGAAGAGGAGGCGGCGGCGGUGCGGGACGGCGAGGACGUGACGAGUGCCGAGUGGAGGCAGCACCGCAAGCACAUCUUCGUGCUUAGCGAGGCGGGAAAGCCCAUCUACUCGCGGCACGGCAGCGAGGAGGCGCUCUCCUCCAUCAUGGGCGUCAUGCUCGCGCUCGUCUCCUUCGUGCAGGCCAGCCGCAACGCCAUCCGCUCCAUACACACCGGCACGCACGUCGUCGUGUUCCUGCAGCGGGGCCCGCUGGUGCUGGUGGCCGUGUCGCGCAGCCGCCAGUCGGAGCAGCAGCUGGCGCAGGAGCUGCAGUAUGUCUACAGCCAGAUCCUGAGCGUGCUUACGGCUACGCAACUCAACCGCGUCUUCCAGACUAAGCAGAGCUACGACCUGCGCCGCCUGCUGGCCGGCACGGAGCGCUUCCUCGACAGCCUGCUGGACCUCAUGGAGACCGACCCCUGCUUCUUGCUGUCGGCCGUGCGUUGCCUGCCGCUUCCCGGCUCCCUGCGUGACUCCGUCAGCCAGAGCCUGCAGCAGGCCAAGGACAAGGACUUGGUGUUCUCCGUCAUCCUGGCCAAGAACCACCUAGUGAGCAUGGUGCGCCUGAAGGAGCAAUCGCUGCACCCGGCCGACCUGCACCUGCUGCUGAACCUGGUGAGCGCAUCGCGAACCUCCUUCAGCGAGGGCGAGGUGUGGCUGCCCAUCUGCCUGCCACAAUUCAACCCCUCGGGCUUCUUCUACGCGCACGUCUCUUACCUGGACGACGCCUGCAACCUGUGCCUGCUGCUGCUGUGCGCCGACCGCGAGGCCUUCUUCACCGCCUCCGACUGCCGGCGCCGCGCGCUGGAGCGUAUGCGGCGGCAGGACGCGCUGAGCGGAGUGCUGGCGGCGCUAGGCAGCGACUCGUACAGCGUGGCGCAGACCGGCAUCCCGGACCUGCGCCACUUCAUGUACAAGUGCCGCAGCACCUCGCAGUUCACCAGCCCCGAGCUGGAGGCCCCGUACUGCUCGGCGGAGUCGAGGCAGCGACUCUUUGACCUCUACCAGCAGCUGCACGGGCGCGUGCACAACGCGUCCCGGCCGCUGAAGCUCAUCUACCACGUGCGCCAGCAGGAGACGCUGCUCGCCUGGGUGACGAGCGGUUUCGAACUGUACACCUGCUUCAGCCCACUGGUCACCAAGGCGGCGGCCAUCAACGCCAUCACCAAGCUGCUUCGCUGGAUCAAGAAGGAGGAGGAGCGCCUCUUCAUCAUGAACCCCCUCACCUACUGACGCGGCCGCCAACGACCCCCGGCCCUCCGCCCCGCCGUCUUCCGUGAAGACGUCCCCAGCAGGACGGUGCGCGCUGCGCGUUUUGUAAAAGCCGGGGCACCGCGGGAGCCCGGAGAGCACGGGUUCAGACGGUGCCCCCUCAUGCUCGCGCUUGAGGCACUGUCGGACCGGCAUGACAAGGGAGGCGGUGGUUCAACGCAAGGUCCGUCAUCUUACACUCGCGUCCACGGUAUUGCUGGGUUGCGCCUACCUGCUUUGCCGGCGUCGUACGUUCUUUCGCAGAGAGGCAUCGAGACGCCGUUGGAUUGGCGCCACCACGGUCCUCCGUGGCGACCUCCCGGGGAAACACUACGCAGGCCUAUAAAUCAUUCACACUUCACUUGCAGGAGCAACCCAAACACCAGUGUGCAACAAACUGCGGAUGCAACUAAGGCGUGCGUCAUCGGUCACCUGACACGAGUGCAAUGAAUCGCUACCGAGGAGGUAUACUUUGUUAAGUGGAAAUCCGAGGGGUGAGGGAUAAAAAAAAAAUCUGAAUCUUUAUUUAGAUGGGAGGAAUCAGAUGAGCUAUGAAGCUCUUUGUCCAGCAGGACGUCCAGUCGUGGGGUAAAGUCACCACAAGUUCGGCUGCAGCACUUUGACGACUGGAAUUCCCGAGGGAGAAGGAAGUUAUCACCUGAGCAUAGACCUGAUUUAUAUGAAGCAGGGGCGUAACCUCAUUGAAAAUCUCAUCAUAAACAUUUGAAAUGUGUACAAAUGCACCCCUCAUUCCACGAGUGCAUUGUAAACUUGCACAAUAAGGGACCUUCAAAUCUAAGACCACAAUUCUCAUGGUUCACUUGUGCCCUCUUCUGGAGCAAAGUCAGCGAAAGGGCUGCCCUACUUUGACGUCGACAGUGUGCAGAAAAUUACAGCUGCGGUGGCGCUGGCGCGUGGGGUCACGGCGGAGCCAGUAGGGGGACUGCCACCUAAGUUCUGCGUCUUGAGAUGUCAAGGUGUGGACGCCAUGUCCAAACCCAGAUUCCAACCUGGCUGCUGAAGCAAUCUCUUGCCCAGUGUUCGUGACAUUUGGACACCGCGGACAUGACCUCUGUUAAAGUUCGGCUGCACACUCAGCACAUCCGCUCGAAAAGGGCCCUGGCAGCUGGCAUUUCAGUUGAGGAAUAAAAUGUAAUGUUUACGUGUUAAAAUCCUAUUUUGGCUGCCAAAUCACGCAUUUAAACAAAACAAUGUACACGUUUUUGGGUUGUUCCUAUAAAUGUAAAUUUUAAAGUGACCCUACUUUGAUUGAGACGAAUGCAGAAGUGGUUGUAGACCGUUACGUUUAACGGUAGCUCAUGCUGGAGCCGGGGGAUAAGCGUGUCGUGUAGCCUGGCGCGUAACUUUUUCAGAUAUUUUGAAUUCACUUGACUUCGAUGUAAGAUAGCUGACACGAAUUGUUUUUAUUUGUAGGAAACGGCUGGGCAUACGGGUUUGCUUGAAGUUUUAUUCAGCGGCAAGUUUACCGUUUGUAAAAUACUGAUGACGUGAGACAGUGGCUGCAGGCGGCGUAGCGCUGGCCAAGGCCUGGCAGCCCGCGUAAGGGCUGAGGCGUGGCGCGUGGUGCAUGCACAGCGUUCACAGGCCGACAACGGGCGAUGCAUGCCCAGCACGCUCACUAGGCACUCUACGAGGUCGCAUCACUGUUUUACGUUGCAAAACGCCGGCUAUCUUUGGCCAACAAAUCGAUAGGUUGGUGUAACCCCGUUUAGGGGGAGCUAAAUUGGGGCUCGUGCACAUCAACUCCGUUAGAAUGUCCACAAUCGACUCUCCGUCUCUGACAGUGACGACACAUUGCCCUCUCACCCUGCCAUGCGUCCCUUGGAUCUUCAGUCUGAAGGUGAUUAGACUCCGAGUCGCCGGUUACUAUGCGGGUGACACUUGGAGCAGUAAUUGCCCUCUUGUCGCCUGUAGAAAGUUCCACAUGCAACCUCAGCUUCUAUGUCUGUCAUAAGUCUCAUAGUUGCAUUCUAAAGCCUUGACUAUUUUUCAAUAAUCCUAUCUGCAGAUAUAACAAUCUAUGCAUCUUGCACAGUGUUUCGUGAACGUCGUGAGUGGAAACCUGCAGAAGCACGUCUGGGCAUGGUGCCCCCUUGCACGAAGCCUGGCCUUGGCGAGCCUGCAGUAGAGAACGCCAUCAUUGGUGUUGCGUCUACUCUCAAGCAUGGCCAGUCACUCAACAUUGGUUGUUACUUACUAAUAUGUUGAAAUUAAAUUUAAUUUUAAAGUAGCUGGGGGAAGUGGUUGGGUGAGUUGUGGGCUCAAUUAUUGUAUCAGAUUAACGAGGCGUCACAGUCAGGAUCCUGGGUUAUAACUCGGGACGUGAGUGUCUCCUACUGUGUUCACAGUGGCUGAGCUGCCUCGAGUGUGGACAUUGACAUGAGUCGGAUAAUCUUAGAUCGCCAAUGACGGCACAACUUUUCACCGAUUAAUUUUUUAGUUCACUCAGUCCAGGCCAACACUUGAUGCGUGAAAUUGAUAAAUGUCGGUUAUUUGACCACGUAUUACAGAACAUGAAGGUGUGUUCUCUUAGUUUCAAGUUUAUUUUGUUUAAGCAGGUAAGAUUUCAAGAGGCCAGCAUGAGUCUCAUUUACAAGAAUGACCCGGGGCAUUAGUCGGCCAGUAGGGGAUACUGAUUGAUAUGUAUAGUUCCAAUUGAGUAAUUUGUGGGUAAUGUUUAAAUUUGACAAAUGUGGACUCUGACGUCCACUGUGAAGCAGACGGUCCGUAGUAUUUUGACGGUCAUUACAACCGCCGGAAUAAUCAGGACUGUUACUGGAUCUGAACCAUGAACCUCUGCAACGAACAUGAAACGUGCUACAGUUGGUAUUUUUCACCACGCAUGACCUCGUGACGAGCAAGGCUUAUCCAGGUCACUCCACAGUGGCUUGGUGUUGUCAUUCUCCGUGGGCAUUCCUUGGCCUGACACGAGGCUGUGCUGAUGGAGGCAGUUCUUAAAUCACGUUCAUUCGACAUAGGACUCCAACAGCGCAAUUGGGAUAAUAUUAGUGACACAAUGUAGACAUUACACUGGGUUACGCUGCUGUAGGAUUCCCUUCUCAGAUGUUUAAAUUUACCAUGCAUGGCUGUCCUGCAUGGCUGUGCUGUGACCGGGCCGGAACGAUGAACCACAAGCAACUCUGAGCUGCCCACAUAAAGCCUUCCUACAUAUUGCAACGUCCAUCCCGUGUUUUGGUAUUUAAUUUAGAAUGUAUAUUUGCACCUUGGGUUGCAAUUGGUUGGCAUCUCAUAGAAAUUAAAUUACGACAUCGCACCACUAACAAAAAAAAUACAAUUUAUGAGCAGUUUCAACCACGUUUGACACGGAGUGCCGGAGCGAUGAUGCACGUCUAAUCCAGUUACAAAGUAGUCAGGUUGGUGCAUUACACGGGUGAACUCGUGAUGAUGUGCAAAAAACAACCCCCACUUCAUCGGCUUGAAGGCAAUUUCUCUUAAGGGGCAGUUCAGAAAAUGGUUUGAGCGUUCUUCCCAUGUGUAUUUUCUCUGGGUACAGUUUUCACACGCAUACAGUGUUAUCGAGGAAUUUGUCAAAAAUCCCAAAACCCUUCUGAAUGGUAAUCUAGAAGACUUGGCAAUGUUUUUUCGAGUUAAGAAUUCCAAUUAUUCAAGGUCAAGAAGUCAUUGCGACCGGUGCCACUAAUAUCACCAUACAUCGCAAUUGCUUCCGCUGAUUACUACAGUUGCUGUCGAGUUUACGUCUGACCAUCAAGGUCACCGACCCUCUGGGUGCCAUAACGAUGCCUGUCUCGGUGGCCGGCCCUUCUCCACCCUCCGCGCACGCUUCCUACCCAUCUUCGUUACAUCUACCACACACCGUUCCCUUGUUUUAAUCCAAAUUUCAAAGUUUCUUACCCUAUUCUUCUGACACAUUCUUGGCGGCAUCUGCAUGCGCGUGUAUUAAAAGGCCAGAAGGUUAUUUUAUGGUUGGCUUUCAAAGGCCAUACAUUGACGUUGACAUUGCUGCUACCUCAAACACUCAUCUGCAAACACUAAGGCUGAGAGCUCUACCCUUCCAAUGUGGUUUGUCUUGCACAAUUAAACAAUGCCACUACCAGACAUCUCAUCAAGUCUAUAUCACAUCCCCCUGUUUUAAGCCGAAACAUUGCUGUCAAAUUACUGUCGCCAGCCAUGCACUCGGGUGUGUUCAUGGUAAAGAUGGAGAGAUUGCUGUCGGUCAUCCAAAUGGGCAAUCGGCAGGUGUGGCACUUGUGCAGACAGCUCGGUCAUCUAUGUCACUUGGGCCAUUAAACAAUCGAUGAGAGCCACGGCGCUGAGAAACUUGCUCCGAGAAGAGCGAAACCCUGCGCUGAGCGAGCUGUGGGCUGGAAGUCGUGGCAGGAGUUGAUCGAAGUGAAUGAAGGGGGGAGUGAGGGGGUUAUUAAUUGGCAAAAUAAUUGUCGACCAAUUUACAAACGUUGCUGUUAUUGCUCACUACAGCUGCACAAGAAUGUGUCCUCAUAGCUUGUAGUAUGAAGUCUUAUCCACACCCACAAAGAAUAUUUCUAGAGACUCAUCCGUGUUACUAUUUAUCCAAUAUUAAUUAAAACUCACUACCAUUAUCAUUAUGUAACUUGAGUCGGCAAGCAUCUCCACUACACUGAUAUCACGAGGUGCAGUAAAUGGUUGGAUAGUAGUAUGCCUCGUCAUUGGCCUAGAAAAGUAACAAGGGAGGCUUCCGCGCAUCAAAGCUGGUGGCCAAAGUUUAAAGUAGAAAUAUUUUUCCGUAUAAAUCGGUUUCAUUUUGUCACCUUAGCAAGGAUAUUGCAAUGAUGUUUAAACAAAUUAAAGGGUACUCGUUGUUUGGGUUGAUCCUAUGGUUUUUACCUCUUGGCUUUGCCGGACCUGGACCUGGUUAACCCAGCGAGGGCGGCGAGCGGUGAAGAGGGAGCACGCCGGCCAAGGAGCUGAAGAGGCUCGGGCAUCGCCGGCACCACACGGCGCGUUAUGUUGGAGGUGCUUCUGUCCUGAGCGGAAGAUGACCUCGGCACUCAUUACUUUGGCUGGUGAAUUCAACAUUCUGCUCAUUGAUAAAAUUAGUAUUCAAUUGUGGGAAAACAAAAGUAUCCUGCUGAAGUGUGAUUGCAGUGAACUUCGAUAUCUUCGAAGGAAUUGGCCUCAAGCGUGUUGCUUUUGCUCCACCCGAUAUCUUGCUCACUUUGAGAAAACCCUUCCCCGCUUCCCAUGCAAGGUUUGACAUUUUUGCCUCGGCCUUAACAGUUUUCCCUUCUAACUUGAUUCGAAGCUUUCGUGACUGCAGCAAUUACUCUUUGGUUUUUUCGGCAAAGUCACGUAGAAAGAAAAUAAAUUAAAUAUUUAUUUCUACAUGACUUUACCUGAAAGAACCAAAGGAGUAGUUUUCCCUUCUCCCGAUGGCUGGAGAGCGUGGUUUCCAUUGCCACAAUCCUUUAUAUUGUGGCAAUUCAGCUUUCAACCAGAGACCCCUACAGGUUGUGCAGAGGGCCUGUUUUCAGUCGCAGUACCAGAGUGGCAUAGAUCUGAGACUGACGAUUGAGGAUGCAUGUUAUAUCGGUACACAGCUAUUGUAGCGUCACGCAGCGAAAUUGGACAAUAUCGGUUUUGAUGUCAUGCUUGUUCACUUCAAUUUUAAACGACUACACAUGCUCAGCUUUGUCUUUUCUCUCAGCAGCAGCGGUGUAAAGAGGUUGGCUCGGGCAUUUUUGGGUCCCAACGAGUUCACAUAAGGACCCGGAUUUGCAUUUAUAUAUUAUAUUAAAUGCAAUGGCAUCUCCGGACCUUAAACCUUUACUCGGCGUUUGUGUUGAAGCUAAGCGAAACAGCAGGAUUAUUGUCCGCGGUGUUGCGAUUUCCAGUUGUUGCAUAGCUGCCUACGUUAACGAUCGCUAUUUUAUGUAAACGUCGUUGCUUGCAACAUAGCUGCUCCAGCUAAAGGCCAUGAACCCAAAAGGCCGACCGGAGCUCACUGGGCCGGAUAACCCCCUCCCCCGUCCAAGGGUCUAGCGAGACCUCGGCACGAGACUCCAGGCUACUCACAUCUGCUCUUAAAUUCAGACAUCGCAGAAAUGCUGAAUAAAGUUAAAUUAGAAACGAA